GACUUUCUUCAAAGAAUCAAAGUCUCCUUCGAAAACCAACAAAAAAAACAACGAUGGCGAUGGCGAACUUGGCUAGGAGAAAGGCUUCCUUUCUCACCAGAAACAUCUCCCCUUCCCCUCUCAGAUUCUCCCUCUCCCGCGGCUUCUCCUCGUCCGGAUCCGACGAAAACGACGUCGUCAUCAUCGGAGGCGGCCCUGGAGGUUACGUGGCGGCGAUUAAAGCCGCGCAGCUCGGUCUCAAGACAACUUGUAUCGAGAAGCGUGGCGCUCUCGGUGGUACUUGUCUUAACGUUGGAUGUAUUCCUUCAAAGGCCCUUCUUCACUCUUCCCACAUGUACCAUGAGGCAAAGCACGUUUUUGCUAACCAUGGUGUUAAGGUCUCUUCCGUUGAGGUUGAUCUCCCUGCUAUGUUGGCUCAGAAAGACUCAGCAGUCAAGAAUCUCACCCGUGGUAUCGAAGGCCUUUUCAAGAAGAACAAGGUGAACUACGUUAAGGGCUACGGUAAAUUUCUCUCCCCUUCUGAAGUCUCCGUGGAAACAAACGAUGGAGAAACCACAGUUGUGAAAGGGAAGCAUAUCAUUGUUGCUACUGGCUCCGAUGUUAAGUCUUUGCCUGGCAUCACUAUUGAUGAAAAGAAGAUUGUCUCAUCUACGGGAGCACUGUCUCUGUCUGAGAUACCGAAGAAGCUUAUCGUCAUUGGCGCUGGCUACAUUGGUCUCGAGAUGGGUUCUGUAUGGGGACGGCUUGGCUCAGAGGUCACAGUUGUUGAGUUUGCUUCUGAUAUUGUACCCUCAAUGGAUGGUGAAAUCCGCAAGCAGUUUCAACGUUCGUUAGAGAAGCAGAAGAUGAAGUUCAUGCUCAAGACUAAAGUUGUUGGCGUGGAUUCCUCAGGAGAUGGUGUGAAGCUCAUAGUGGAGCCUGCAGAAGGUGGAGAACAGACCACUCUCGAAGCUGAUGUUGUCCUCGUCUCAGCAGGAAGAUCUCCCUUCACAUCAGGACUUGAUCUCGACAAAAUUGGAGUUGAAACAGACAAAGUAGGGAGGAUCCUUGUCAACGAGAGAUUCUCAACCAAUGUCUCAGGCGUUUACGCUAUUGGAGAUGUGAUUCCAGGACCAAUGCUUGCUCACAAAGCCGAAGAAGACGGUGUGGCUUGUGUUGAGUUUAUAGCAGGCAAACACGGCCAUGUGGAUUACGACAAGGUCCCUGGUGUUGUCUACACAUAUCCCGAAGUUGCCUCUGUUGGUAAAACCGAGGAGCAGCUGAAGAAAGAGGGUGUAAGCUACCGAGUUGGGAAGUUCCCCUUCAUGGCUAAUAGCAGAGCCAAGGCUAUAGACACAGCAGAGGGAAUGGUCAAGAUUUUGGCUGAUAAAGAGACGGACAAGAUCUUGGGAGUUCACAUUAUGUCACCAAACGCAGGAGAGUUGAUCCAUGAGGCGGUUCUAGCGAUCAACUAUGAUGCGUCUAGUGAAGAUAUUGCUAGAGUUUGUCACGCUCAUCCCACCAUGAGUGAGGCUAUCAAGGAAGCUGCCAUGGCUACUUACGACAAGCCCAUUCACAUGUAGAGAGAAGUCUACAGGUACAUCACGGUUUAGUUUUGGUUCUGUUUAAGGCCAAAUCGAGAUUUUAAACCGGAGUUGUUUUUGGUUUUCUUUGGUUUUAUAUUUGCGGUUUAAACUUUUGAUUUUUACCCUCGUUGGUAUGGGACGAGCCGCACAAAUAUAAUUUUACCACUAUUUUAUUGUUAAUCUACCGUUGUAAUAAUUUGAAAUUUGAAAUUUGAGAUUCUCAAAUAACCAAUUAUGAUUCAUCCGGGUUGAUCCGUUGGUUUGCUUGACCCAUUUUCA
Molecule: messenger RNA, 1844 nt
Organism: Eruca vesicaria subsp. sativa (arugula)
Lineage: Eukaryota; Viridiplantae; Streptophyta; Magnoliopsida; Brassicales; Brassicaceae
Source: the annotation of a GenBank genome assembly